AUGAAGCCUAUUAUGCUCCAUGGACAUGAAAGGUCCAUCACCCAAAUUAAAUAUAGUCGUGAAGGCGAUCUUAUUUUUUCCUGUGCCAAAGACUCAACCCCAAAUGUCUGGUUCUCCUUAAAUGGUGAACGUUUAGGAAGUUACCGUGGACACAAUGGCGCUGUGUGGUGUAUUGAUGUGGACUGGGACACACAAAAUAUUCUGACUGGAUCUGCUGAUAAUACUUGCCGUUUAUGGAAUUGUGAAAAAGGUACACAAUUAGUCAGUAUACCCACCAGCACAGCCGUAAGAACCAACGGUUUCUCUUACAGUGGACAGUUGAUUAUGUUCUCAACAGAUACUACUAUGGGCCACCAAUGUGCGAUUUAUAUUUAUGACAUUCGGGAUCACAGUCAAAUCAAAAAUGGUAAACCUGCAAGACUGAUAGAAGUGAAUGAGUCGAAAGUGACCUGUGGUAUUUGGGGUCCUUAUGAUGAAUACCUGAUAACUGGUCAUGAAAAUGGAGAGCUUAGCCACUUUGAUGUUAAGACUGGAGAACAAGUUUUGUGUGUGAGUGAUCAUAAAAAAACGAUUAAUGAUAUCCAAGGAUCUCGUGACCAGACAAUGGUUGUUACAGCAUCAAAGGACAACACUGCCAAGUUGUUUGAUUCUAGUUCGCUGCAGCACAUGAAAACUUUUAGGACAGAACGUCCCGUUAAUUCUGCUUCACUUUCUUCUCUCAAAGAACAUGUUGUACUUGGAGGUGGCCAGGAAGCCAUGGAAGUCACCACCACUUCAGCCAGAGUGGGAAAAUUUGAUGCACGUUUCUACCACAUGAUAUUCGAAGAAGAAUUUGCUCGUGUCAAAGGCCAUUUUGGUCCCAUCAAUAGUGUUGCUUUCCACCCUGAUGGCAAAAGUUUCAGCAGUGGAGGUGAAGACGGUUAUUACAGUGGGGUGAGGAGCAAAGUUAUCAUGAGUUCGUGGAAUAGUGCUGAGUAG
Molecule: messenger RNA, 978 nt
Organism: Acanthosepion pharaonis
Lineage: Eukaryota; Metazoa; Mollusca; Cephalopoda; Sepiida; Sepiidae
Source: the annotation of a GenBank genome assembly